UCAUAAUAUCAAAUUCGAUCACAUAUUUAUCACAGUGCCAAUAUGCUGUCUGCUACAGAUAAUUCCAAAACGUCCUCCAAAUACGUACGGGGAGUUUCAUUUGACACAAUGACUCACAAAGACCUUCACAACUAUUCUUUUACCCUGAGAGGAAAAACCCCUGGCUACAAACGGUCCAGAAGAACCCGGACGUUUAUGAUUGCCACAGACCUGGCAAAUUACAGCGAGUUUGCUCUCAACUGGGCCAGUGAUGAAGUCAUGGACGAUGGAGAUGAACUUAUUGUACUGCGUGUAGUCACGUUGGAGACAGCUGAAAUUCGUACUUCUCUCUUGCUUCACGAAGAAGAACAAGCCCGACAGAAUGCUGAGAGAGUUAUGGAAAAAAUUAUGGCCAGCAGUAACGACGAAAAGAGAGUUAGUGUGAUAAUUGAGUUUGUCAUUGGAAAAGUCCAGGAGACGAUCCAACACAUGAUUGCCAUGUACCAGCCCUCGCUUCUCAUUGUGGGAACUCGCGGUUUGUCCGAUUUUAAAAAUAUGCUCUUAGGUAGUGUUUCAAAAUAUUGCUUGCAGCAUUCUCCUGUUCCCGUCGUUGUAGUACGCCCUGAUGAUAAGAUCAAGAAGAACAAGACAAAGAAAAAUCGAUUGAGUGGGCUGAUGCGAUUGAGUAGCCACAGUAGUGUUGCUACCAUCAGUAGCUUCAAGUCAAGCACAAGCGAAUCUUCUUCUGAUGAAGACGAGUCAGAACCCACAAAAACUAAAGGAGUAGACAAAGUGGAAAAGAUAGACAAGAUAGAUAAAUCAGAUAAGACAGAAAGAGGCGAAAAGACCGACAAGAAAUCCAACCGCCUAUCUUUGUUUGAAAACUUUGGUCGUCGUUCCCGUUCCCCUUCUCCAUCUCCUGCCAAGACACGCUAAUGUGUGUGCCUAGUCAAAUGAACCGAAAGAAAAAUUCUGCCACCUUUUUGUCCUUUAUUACAACUGAGGUGUACUGUAUUUGUAAUAAAUAUUCCACUUAUUU
Phycomyces blakesleeanus NRRL 1555(-) is the source of this 1018-nucleotide messenger RNA. RefSeq lists its product as hypothetical. Lineage: Eukaryota; Fungi; Mucoromycota; Mucoromycetes; Mucorales; Phycomycetaceae. The coding region runs from base 43 to 915 and encodes 290 amino acids. The record is from RefSeq and is a predicted model, not a curated record. The transcript has 5 exons.